UCACUGUGUGCAACGAGUGCACCACGAUGUUUAAUUUAGUGAUUUAAGUUUACUGUAUGGAUAACAUGGUAUUAUUGAUAGGGCUACUGGUACUAGACAGCAGCACACAAUCGCGUACGACGCCGCUACAAUGGGUCGAGUGCAUGACUUGGCGCAGGAGGUCCACCCACCGCAACAUUUUGACCUUGCCUGGAAAGUGAAUCGUCCAUUCUUGGUAGUGCUUGGGGUCUUGCACGAGCACUUUCCACGACGGAUGUGCGUUGGCAUCUUCAAUGGGAAUCACAAAGCUGAUGUGGCCCAACUGCAUGGUUUCGUUGGACUGUUGGCACCACAGCCGGUGCUGGGGCUGGUCUACAACAAUGCAUUCCCGCCGCAACCUGGAUGCCGAGAAGAAAAACCCCGCGACUUCUUCCACGUGCAGCCAGUCCCUGCCCGUGAUUUCAUUGUCGUUGUUGCUUUUAGGGCCCGUCUCAACCCAUUUGCUCGGCUGAGUCCAUUGCCCGACUGACUUGAGGAGUCGCGGCAGCGCAUCCGAGAGAUGGUAGCCGCCACUGAAGGAGGUUGACGCUCCGCCUUCGUCCUCGUACUUCAUAUAUAGCCCCUUGGUUUGGUAAUGUAACG
Molecule: messenger RNA, 621 nt
Organism: Aphanomyces astaci
Lineage: Eukaryota; Oomycota; Saprolegniomycetes; Saprolegniales; Verrucalvaceae
Exons: 1
Coding region: 131-508 (125 amino acids)
Source: RefSeq, a predicted model, not a curated record